CGCCUAGCUGGACUCUACCACUUUUCACGUGUCGGAGGGGGGGGGGUGAGAAACUAUUUCUGUGAUGAAGGAUCUAACAGUGUGCCUUUCUUUUGAUACAAAUACCGCCGGAACGUUUCGCUUGUGCAGGAAACAAGCACGGAAGGGAUAGGCAGCAGGACUGCAUUGCAGCCCCGGACAGAGUUAACGGGAACACCAGCUGGAUACAUGUGAGUGACAGUGUUGUCGUAGAUACGGAGCGAUGAAGCGGCUGUACAUCGGCGGGUUGAGCCACUCGGUCACCCAGAAGGAUCUGAAGGAUCGAUUUGGAAAGUUUGGAGAUGUAGAGGACGUGGAGGUCCGCACUAGGAAGGACGACGAAGGUGUUCCUUACAAAACCUUCAGCUACAUUAACAUCAACAUUUCAGACGCCGACCUGAAGAAAUGUUUGACGGUGCUGAACAAAUCCAAAUGGAAAGGAGGAACUCUGCAGAUUGAAACAGCCAAGGAGAGUUUCCUGCACAGACUGGCUGAGGAGCGGCAAGAUGCAGCGGAGCAGCUCCUCCAGAAACCUGCAGCUGAGGACAAGAGACAGAAGAUGCUGGACUCCCUGAGCAAAGCUGGCGUGGACAACUUCACCAUGAAGGCUGCGGUGCCGGGGACUGAAAUACCAGGACACGAGGACUGGGUGGUCAGUAAAUUUGGACGAGUCCUCCCCGUCCUGCAGCUCCAGGGUCAGAAAGGCAGCAGAGCUCGAACCCUGAAGUACGACCCGUCCAAAUACAGCCACAACAUCCGCAAGCUGGACCGCAACGCCGAAGACCAGCACACACCGGUCACCCAGCUCACCUGGGAGGUUCAGGGAGGGGAUGAUGACAUCAGCAAGAAGAGGCGGGGAGAGUUUCCUCCGUACGAGCCACCGAGACGCAAGAAGACUAGGACAGACGUGGUCAACUCCCAGAAUGCAGAGGGUCGAAGCAGAUUUAAGCCGACUGUUGCCUCCGUCGAUCGCACCGACACUCGUCAGUUCACCAACGGAAAUGAACAACCAACCAGCCAAAGACCGGCUCAGAGGAGGGGGCCACGACAGACCGGCAGUGACGUUGACUCAGACGAGGAAAUCCGCAGAAUGGUGACGGCCCAGAACACCUCCCAUGCUGCACUGCUGCAGGAAGAGGAGGAGGAGUAUAAGCUGGAAGUAGUCGGACUCGACUACUUGAUGAAGUCCGGGCGUGCUCGUCAGCAGCAGAAAGGAGGUCCAGAUGAUGAUGAAGAGAAUGACUAUGACUCUGCAGACACAGAUGAACUCUUCGCCUCCAGGAAACCUCCUCCUCCUCCUCCUCCACCGCAGGAGAGACUGACUCUGCCCACUGCAGAACACGUUUCAGGAAACGACACGGAGAGGAAGAGAAAGACGAAGAAGAAAAGUAAAGCUGGAGAGGAAGAGGACGGUUCAUCAGAUGAUGAAGAACACGUCGCCUCAAGGAAACAGCAGAGAGGACAUUCUGGGAAACAAAGUUCUCAGAACCAAAGUAAGAAGAUGAAAGCUCUCCCUGUUGUAAAACCUCCUUCCUCAGAAUCAGAUAGUGAUGAGGAGGAUGAUGAUGAUGAUGAUGAUGAAGAUGAGGAGGAGUUAGAAUCAGCUGAUUCCAGUUCAGAUUCUGAUUAUGAAGCCAUGUUUUCUAACGUCACCCGUCUGGAGAUCUCCCUGGCUGACCUACAGAAGCUAGCUGAAGAAGCUACAGCUGACAGCAUCCAAGAAACUAACCUAACGCCCGGUCCCGCUGAACGACCUGCUCCCAAGAAGGGCACCACGCCGGAAGAGAUCCUUGCUGCCCUCAUGGCGGAUGACAGCAGCGAGGACGAGCAGAAAAAGAAGAAAAAGAAAAGAAAAGCCGUCGUGUCAACGUCGCUGCCCGCCUUCCAGGGGAUGAGGGCGCUGAGCAAGGGAUCAGAAACAGAUGAGGAGAAGGAGGGAGGAAGAGGAGGUCAGGUUAAAAAACAGAAGCUGGACUCUGAAGCUCUGAAGCUGAACCACAGAGCAACGGUGAGCAAAAUCAGCAGACAGAAGCACACAGAAACAGAGGAGUCUUCAGAGAGCAGUGAGGAGGAGGAAGAAGAAGAGGGGGAAGAGGAGGAAAAGGAGGUGGAGGUGGUGAAGAACAUGGCUGAGAAAGCUAAGGCAGGUUCCUCCUCGAGCAGUGAUGAUGAGGAGGAAGAGGAGAAGGAGGAGAGGAUGAAGGCCAAUCAGACUGUUCUUACAGCUAAAGCUGCAAUAGCAGCUUCACCUUUGUCCUCGAGCUCUUCCGCUGAGGAAGACGAGGACAAGCAAGAGAUCAUUUCGGCUGAAGAUGCUGUGAAAGCAGCACCUCCCUCUGCUCCUCACAGUGAGUCCUCCUCCAGCGAGGAUCAGGAGGAGGAGGAGGAAGAGGAGGAAGAGGAAAAGCAGCCUCCUCCCCGGGUGCCGUUAGGAGCUAAGGAGGAAGAGGCGCGGCAGAGGAAGGCCAACAUGAGGAGGCUGGCUGCCGUCCAGAAGAGACAGAAAGAGACUGAAGAACACAAGAAGCUCAUCCAGGGAGCUCUGGCCAACCUGGAUGCUCCAACAGCAGGAGCAGGGAAACACAUCGUCUUCGGCUCUGAUGAUGAAGAUGAUGAUGAUGAGGAUGGUGGCGAUGAUGCAGAUAAGCAGCAGGCGACCUCAGAGGUCACGGCGUCAAAGAAGACGCUGUUCCAGGACAGCCAAUCGGAGGACGAGGCAGCAGCCAAUCCGAACGACUCAACAAAAGAAAAGGUGCGUCUGAAGCAUUCGGGCCCUAAGCUCUUCGGCGGCAGUGAGGAUGAGGAGGAUGCUGAUGAAGAGGAGGAUGGCAGCAGGUUUGACAUCAGGCCUGAGUUUGAAGGUCGAGCAGGACACAAGCUGAUGGAGCUACAGUCUCGCUUUGGGAGAGACGAGCGCUUCCGGAUGGACUCUCGCUUCCUGGAGGAGGACGAGGACAAAGAGGAGGAGUCAGAGAAAAAGAGCAGCGUGACUGUGGAAGAGGAGGCUCUGGACGAGGAGAGGAAGAAGAGCCUGUCCAUCCUGCAGAGCGUCCUCGGCGGCAGCCAACAAACCUGCAGCAGCAGCAGCAAGACGGCCGGAAAAGCCAAGACCUUCAGAGAUGUGUCAGCGCUGCAUUACGACCCCAGCAGAGAGGAACAUGCUGCGUUUGAGACCAAAACAGAUGAAACCAAGAAGGAGAGCAAGUCGGCCAGGAGGAAGAAGAGGGAGGAGGCUCAGAAGCUUCCAGAGGUUUCUAAGGAGAUCUACUAUGACGUGUCCGGUGACCUGAAGGCCGUGUUUGGUCAGAAGAAAGAGGAUGACGUCGCCGUAGAAGACGAGAAGACAAACUGGGACCAAGAGGAAGAAGAAGUAGUAGGGAAGGAUGAGCAGUCGACCCUGCAGUCAUCUCUCCUCUCAGCUGAUCCCAGCGCAGAGAAAGAGGAAGAGUCUGGAUUUAAAUUCUCUUUCUUUGGAGACGACGAGGAAACAGGAAGUGGAGAGACAGCAGAGUACAAGGUAGAGAGCAUCCAGGCGCCAAAGGUGUCAUGGCAACAAGACCUACGUUUCCAUGACAGCAGCUCGGAUGAGGAUGAGGAAGAGCAGAAGGAAGAGGAGGAGCAAAGCAGCGUUGCCGCUAAAACCACAGAAGAGGAGACUCCUUCAAAGACCGAUCGUUUCUUCUUCUUCCCUGAAGACAGCAGACUGUCAGAGGGUCCCAAGUUGUUCUGUCGUCCCACUCACCUGGAGGAGCAGAGGGAACAGUGGGAGGAAAGGCGGAGCGAGCUCAGACAGGAGUACCGCAAGAAACACAAGGAUGCCCGGAGGAAGCUGAAGUCCUCCCAGAAGAGCUGAGGAUUAUGGGAGGUGAAGUCUCUGUGUGUUAGUUCACUGGUAUGGACUUGAGAAUCAGGAGCUGACAGAUUAUUUUUUCUCCUCUUGGUGCCGUUUUGUGGCCCAGACUGAUUUCAACAGUUAGCAGGACGGACACCAAAUGUCCACCGAAGACACAGACGUUGAGUGAAAGAUCAUCAGAGUAUCAGAUUUAUUUUUUAUUUUAGUAAAUACGGAGAUAUUUUGUGUUCAGGACUUCCUGUUGGUCCAUCUGGUUUGGUUUUCUUGUCAGUUGCCAUGGAAACAAUUCUGCAAAUGAACUUCUGGACAAAUGGCAACAGCCAAUCACAGCUUCAGAGGACCAAACCGUUUAUUAAAAAAAAAUCUAUAAAAAUACAAACAAAAUAGUCAAAUUGAUAAGGAAAUAAUAAUAAAAUAAAAACAAAAAUAAACAUGAAAUAUGAAAAAACUUUAUUCCUCAUUAUUUUCUUUUACCGUUGCCUCAGGCUGCAAUUUCUUGAUCUGUUAUUAUUUUUUAUUUUUUUGUAUUGGUCAGUUUUGGUCUUCCAUACCUCUACAGCUGUCAAUCUGCAGGCUGAUAUCAGCAUCUGGAGUCAAACUAAUGAGACUAAAGUUUAUGAUUUGAUCAACAUCACACUGUUAUGAUCUGACUCCUCGUCUCAUUGUGGACUUCAGAUUUUGCCUCAUCACAGUUGAUUGGAUGAGAAGCCUCGCUGUCACUUUGUGCUGUGAAAUAAAGUGAAAUGAUAUUUUGUGAAGUUUGAA
Sebastes umbrosus (honeycomb rockfish) is the source of this 4636-nucleotide messenger RNA. It is a transcript of the gene nol8, whose product is annotated as nucleolar protein 8. The transcript is spliced from 19 exons. The coding region runs from base 242 to 3871 and encodes 1209 amino acids. Gene Ontology annotation, molecular function: RNA binding. Lineage: Eukaryota; Metazoa; Chordata; Actinopteri; Perciformes; Sebastidae. The record is from RefSeq and is a predicted model, not a curated record.